AUGGCAACGCCAGUGUUGACAAAAGAAGCAGCUGAGAAGACUGCGCGAUCUAUUUUUGUAGGUAAUAUACCAUACGAGGCAACAGAAGAAAAGCUUAUUGAACUGUUUGGCAAGGCUGGUCCCGUAAUUGGUUUCCGUUUGGUGUAUGACAGAGAGUCGGGAAAACCCAAAGGCUAUGGAUUUUGUGAGUACAACAAUCCAGCUAUCGCUGCAAGCGCCCUUAGAAAUCUCCAAAAUAUCGAAUUCAAUGGCCGUCCGUUGCGUAUUGGACCAGCUGCCGGAGAACAAAACUCUGCUGAAUUAGCUUUGAGUAACCCUGCUGUUGGACCACCACUUGAAAGUCCAUAUGGUGACAGUAUUGAUCCACAAGGUGCUCCAGAGGCCAUUAGUCGAGCAGUUGCUAGUUUACCACCUGAACAGAUGUAUGAGCUGAUGAAGCAGAUGAAAUUAUGCAUACAAAACAACCCAAACGAAGCGCGGAAUAUGCUUCUACAGAAUCCACAGUUGGCAUAUGCUUUACUCCAGGCUCAAAUCGUUAUGAAGAUAGUUGAUCCCAAGGUAGCUAUUGCAAUGUUGAACCGUAGUCACGACCAAAUCCCUCCAGCUAUGCCAGAUGAAGAUAUGACUCCUAAGGGACCACCUAUGACUUUUCCUGGACACUUAAAUCAACCACAACCUCCAAUGGGUCCCAAUCCUCCUGGAAAUCACAUGAUGCCUUUGUCUUCGCCCGGAGCUCACUUACCACCAUCCGGUUUCCCUCAUCACGGUGGUCCAGCACCUGUACCACACCCAAAUCACUUCGGUGUUGAUCAACACCCACCACGCAGUCAAGCACCACAAGGAGUUCCUCAGAAAUUUUAUCCGCCUAAUAUGCCACCUAAUGGGUACCCUUCAAAUUCUGCUGCUCCACCACCUCAACCUCCAUUCGACUAUCCUCCUGGUCAAGCGCAACCACCUAAUAUGUCAGGACAACAAUCACACUUCAAUCCCAAUCCACCUCCCGUUCGACCACCACCUCCUCAAAUCACACCUGCAGUUGCUGCAGCCGCCGCUGCUAGUAUGGGACCUAACAGUCUUCUAGCAGGACAAGGAGAACAAGAAAAAGUUACACUUAUAAUGCAAGUUCUUCAACUGUCAGAUGAACAACUUACACUUUUACCUGAAGAUCAACGACGUAGUAUUAUGAUAUUAAAGGAGCAACUCGGUAAAACAGGAGCGAUUUAA
Molecule: messenger RNA, 1224 nt
Organism: Trichobilharzia szidati
Lineage: Eukaryota; Metazoa; Platyhelminthes; Trematoda; Strigeidida; Schistosomatidae
Source: the annotation of a GenBank genome assembly